This is a messenger RNA of Octodon degus (degu), 1048 nucleotides long. Its product is annotated as GTP-binding protein 10. Gene Ontology annotation, cellular component: mitochondrion. The transcript has 10 exons. Gene Ontology annotation, molecular function: magnesium ion binding; GTPase activity; GTP binding. The annotation marks the transcript as partial. The record is from RefSeq and is a predicted model, not a curated record. Lineage: Eukaryota; Metazoa; Chordata; Mammalia; Rodentia; Octodontidae.
GCGCGCCGCGCUGGAGUUUGCGCAGCGCCGGGGGGAGGAGUCGAGAUCCGUCGUAGCGAUGGUGCGCUGCGGUUGCGUGUUGUUCAGAAAGUACGGAAAUUUCAUUGAUAACCUCAGACUCUUCACCAAGGGAGGAAGUGGUGGAAUGGGUUAUCCUCGCUUAGGUGGAGAAGGUGGAAAAGGUGGUGAUGUCUGGGUUGUAGCCCAUAAAAAAAUGACUUUGAAACAACUUAAAGACAAAUAUCCUCAGAAACGGUUUGUGGCUGGAGGAGGAGCGAACAGUUGUAUUAGUGCACUGAAAGGUUCCAAAGGAAAAGACUGUGAAAUCCCUGUACCUAUUGGUAUUUCAGUAACUGAUGAAAAUGGUAAAAUUAUAGGAGAACUCAAUAAGGAGGAAGAUAGACUUUUGGUAGCUGAAGGUGGCCUUGGUGGUAAACUACUUACAAAUUUCUUACCACUGAAAGGCCAGAAACGAGUGAUCCAUCUUGACCUAAAACUGAUAGCUGAUGUAGGACUUGUAGGAUUUCCAAAUGCUGGAAAAUCCUCUUUGCUAAGUCAGAUUUCUCAUGCAAAACCAGAAAUUGCAAAUUAUGCUUUUACAACAGUAAAGCCUGAACUUGGAAAGAUUAUGUAUGAUGAUUUCAACCAGAUAUCAGUAGCUGAUCUCCCAGGUUUGAUAGAAGGAGCACAUAUGAACAAAGGAAUGGGCCACAAAUUUCUGAAGCACAUAGAAAGAACUAGACAACUACUUUUUGUUGUUGAUAUUUGUGGAUUUCAGCUUUCUUCCCGAACUAAGUACAGAACUGCUUUUGAAACCAUAAUACUGCUUACAAAAGAGUUGGAGUUAUACAAAGAGGAACUUCAAAUGAAACCUGCACUCCUGGCUGUUAAUAAAAUGGAUUUGCCAAAUGCCCUGGAUAAAUUUCAUGAGCUAAUGAGCCAACUGCAGAAUCCUAAAGCUUUUCUGCAUUUAUUUGAAAAGAACACAAUUCCAGAGAGGACUGUGGAGUUCCAGCAUAUCAUCCCCAUCUCUGCUGUUACUGGAGAA